AUGGAGCCGCUGGUGCUGCUCGGUGCUUUGGCCACGCGGCUGCUCUUGGCGCUUCACUCGCUGGUGGGCGUCUGGCGGGUGACCGAGGUGAAGACCGAGCCCCGUUUCUGGCUCUUGGCAUUGCUGCAUCUCCCGCUCGUCCUGGAGACGGCGCUCACGCUGAAGAGGCGCCGAGGCCGAGGCUACCCCGGAUUUUCGCCCGCCAUAUUUUUCUAUCUGAUUAGCAUUGUGCCAUCCUUAUGGCUCCUGGAACUGCAUCAUGAGACCCAGCAUUGCAGUAACCAGGCUGAAGGAAUGUCUCCAAAUAUUGGUAGCAAAGGGGAUUUCAAUCAAACUCGGCUGAUGAAAAGCGCAAACACCGGCACUGAGACUCUCCUUGAGACGGCCAAAGAUUUUGUCAAUAAUUUAUCGACUGUGUGUGAGAAAGUUUGGACUCUGGGACUCCACCAGACCUUCUUGUUAAUGCUGAUAAUUGGAAGAUGGCUUCUACCCAUUGGUGGUGGAAUCACACGGGACCAGCUCUCUCAACUUCUUCUCAUGUUUGUGGGGACUGCGGCUGACAUACUGGAGUUUACUAGUGAGACCCUGGAAGAACGUGAUGUGAGAAAUAAUCCUGCCCUUGUUUAUGCAAUUCUUACCAUUUGGACCUGGAGCAUGCUACAGUUUCCACUUGACCUUGCAGUCCAGCAUUUCGUCUGCCCCUCAUCCAUGGCAGCUGAAGGAUUCGCCAGUUGGUUCCUCUGCCAGUAUAGUGCUGAUCUGUGGAACAUUGGAAUCAGCCUCUUCAUUCAGGAUGGGCCUUUCCUCAUUGUCCGCCUCGUCCUAAUGACCUAUUUUGGAGUGAUCAACCAGAUGCUGGUGUUCUUUGCUGCCAAGAACUUCCUCGUUGUGGUGCUGCAGCUCUACCGCUUAAUUGUGCUGGUGCUACAUGUGCAGGCUUCCCUGAGGAAGCAGCCUCGUAGUCUGAAAGGAGAGGAGAGAUUUCCAAAUCAGCCUCGGGAAAGUAGGCUUUCACCCACUACCAGAGACAGUAAGACCACAGAAGCAGCACCUAUUCCUUUAGAAGACUUCCCAGGGACGGCUGAGUGUUGCUGAGUUCAAAGAUGAAGUUUUCCCAACAGGAAGUUAUUUCAGCAAUCCACCGAGCAUUUAUUAAGUGCUUAAUGUGUGCCAGGCGCUGGGGAAAUAGACUGAAACAACAGAAUCCCUGACCACAAGGAGUUUAUAGUCUACUGGAAAGUAAACUUCUGUAAAGUUACGUCUUUUAAUUUCUGAGUCUUUUUAUAGCAUCUGAAUAUGUCAUUUUGACUUGAUCUGUUUUUUCCCAUCUUAGCACAGAACUUUGUUUAAAGAUUAAAAGAAAAAGAAGAGAUUUUGAAGAAACACCAAGAGAUUUUUUUAAAUGACUACUAAAUGAAGGCUCUUUGGCUGAUUGCUGUCAUUCUAACUUUCAUCUGAUGGAAUCAGGAAGCACCAGUUCAGAGAUUCAAGAGCUCUGGAUACACGUGAACAAUAUGUAGAGAUGUUGUCAGGGGUUUUGGUUACGUGUCCUUGGAAAAUAGUGCAUAGAAAGAUGAAAUAUCAAAAAGGUCGCCUGAAAAUACUGAGCCUUGGACUUUGUUUCUAUCAAUAGACUAAGUCUCCUUUUCCAUGUCUACCUAUAUCUUUGUGACAUAAAAGGUUACAUUCAGUGAAUGCAAAACAAAUGAAAGAAGGAAAAAAAUGUCAUAAAAAUUACCUCAUUGUGGGCAGGAUGCUAGGAAAAAUCCCUGCCCAUUCAUAGCUGCACAGAUCACCCCAGAAAAGAAAACUCUUGCUUCUAGGCCUAGAGAUUCAUUCACAAUGGUUUAUUGACUCUCCAGAAAUAUUAUGAUACUUGGAUUUAGUUCAGUGGGAGCACUUUCUUUUAUAAGCAUGGGCCCAUCCUGCCCAAUGACAUUUCUUGGCUCUACAAAAAUGCCAUGUUAGGUGAAACAAUAUCACAGGGGCCAACAUCCCGCAGCAACAAUAUCAGGAAUGGAUGUUUGGCUAGAGAGUGCUACAGUGAAUUUUCACUGUUUCAUGGCAUAGUUUGGUUAUGAAGUACCAAUGAUAUGGUUGUAAAACAACCUUAGUCAGGUCACCUUACAUAGACUAGGUAGUUAGACCAGUUUCAGCAUCAGAAGUACUGGUUUCUACCAGGCAAAGUGGUUGUUUCUGUUUUCUAUACUCUUGGAAGUACACAGCCGCUAAGUUUCCUAAUUUUAGAUUAUGGUUGGCUUAUAAGGGUUCAUUGAGUCCAGUCUUAUAACUUUACAGAUUAGGAAAAUGAAGCCCUGAGAGAUGACAAGAUCAUACAUGGAGAGUUCCAUGGGGCCUUGAGGUCAACAAGCAUAGGCCCCACAUUUUAGAAAUGAGGAAAUGGAGGCCAAGAGAAAUUAACUGCCCAAGGUCACAAAUUAUAAACAUCAGAGCCUAGAUUCAACCCAAAGUCUUCAGAUUCACUAUCAAGUACUAUAGACCUUUUGGCCUCUAGAGCCUUGCUGAGCCAUUAGACAAGUCAGCAUAAGAAGUGCUGAUACAAAGAAUGUUGAAUUUAAUAACUAGCUUUUACCUAUAUUUUUUACAUGUUGUCUUAUUUGAUCCUCACAAUGACCUGUGAGGUAGGUGCCAUUAAGACUCCUUUGA
Vombatus ursinus (common wombat) is the source of this 2667-nucleotide messenger RNA. RefSeq names its product transmembrane protein 26 (gene TMEM26). The transcript is spliced from 6 exons. The coding region runs from base 1 to 1095 and encodes 364 amino acids. The record is from RefSeq and is a predicted model, not a curated record. Lineage: Eukaryota; Metazoa; Chordata; Mammalia; Diprotodontia; Vombatidae.